Molecule: messenger RNA, 1760 nt
Organism: Planococcus citri (citrus mealybug)
Lineage: Eukaryota; Metazoa; Arthropoda; Insecta; Hemiptera; Pseudococcidae
Product: zinc finger protein 264-like
Exons: 8
Coding region: 199-1146 (315 amino acids)
Biological process (GO): regulation of transcription by RNA polymerase II
Cellular component (GO): chromosome
Molecular function (GO): chromatin insulator sequence binding
Source: RefSeq, a predicted model, not a curated record
UUUAAAAGUCCAUUCAACGAAAUGAGGUGUUGGUUGACUGAUAACAUGGUUAUUUGCUCGCGCCAAAAUCUUUAUUCUAUUUAGAAAUGAUUUUAACCGCGCGUUUCAAGUUUAUUUUGUUACUUGUUUUGUUUAAAAAUAAAAAUGUUGUGUAAAAUGAAUCAAACCAACCGCAAUUUAUGAAAGACAGAAGCCAGAAUGGACGUAUUCGAAUGUUCCGACUGUGGUAAAAAGUUACGAAGCAGAGAUGGAAUAAUCAAUCAUUUAAAGAAAUGCGGCGAAGCAGUAGUGAAUUCUGUGAAGAAAAGAUACUCUUGCACACACUGCUACAAAGAGUUUUUCUCUCAGUGGGGACUUUCAAAACAUUUGAAAAAAAACCACGAAAAAGUGGAGCAGGUGCCGAAAAAAAUAACGAAGUCGCUGAAAUGCAAUUAUUGCCCUGCUAUGUUCUCUUCUAAACAAGGUCGUAUUAAUCACGCAAAAAAAAACCACCCUGAAUAUACUAUCAAGAGAACUGAAUUGAUAACCAGAAAGAAACACGACUGUGUUUUUUGUGGCAAAACUUUUGCAAGUAAACACUACAGAGUUCGGCAUGAAGAUUCCUGUGUGAAGGAAAUUGCAAAUGUUGCCCGAAGUAAUAAUACUACUUCCAUAAAUUCGACUGGAGAAAGCUGUAGUAAUGAUGAAAUAUCCUUUCUUCAACAAGAGCUAUCAGCACCAGAUAACGUUCCAAAUACACAGGAAAAUACGAAUACCAUGCCUUUUCAAUUGCAAGGUACCAGCUAUCCGCUAGAAACGCCGCAGUUCGGCAGUAAUGCUGAAAAUUCGCCACGUUACACUUCAAGUGGUAAUAUUACUAUGACGCCAAAACUGCGACGUUAUAUUAGAGAUCGGAAAAAAUUCCUAAAACUUCGUACACCAGAUAUAAAUUCACCACGUAAAGCGAGGCUUAAUUUGGAGUAUGGACAGAAAACUGUUCUUCAGCACCGAAAAGAAAUCGCAACACUUCAACAACAAGUUCGCAGACUACAGAAACAAGUGAAAACGUUUAAAGAUCUUCUUCAACAUCUAGAAAAAGAAAAUAAAAUUUCGUCUACAGUUGCUGAUAAAUUUUUAGUAAGUGUCGAGGAAAUAUAUGUUUAUUGAGCAUAGCAGUGAGCUGUACACUGCUUUCGUUUUUAGGUUUUCAUUAUUUAUUUUACGGAUAAUUAUGAACUUAACGGAUACUUAUUAACUUUUACGGAUAAUUAGAUAUAUUUUUAUUGUUAUGCUGUUUGAGAUGAACUUGUGAUAAGACUAUGUAUGGUGAUGUUUGACAUACUGACACUUGUGUGAUCCUAGUGAUCCCUAAUGUUGAAAUAGUGCAUUUUUAUUUAUUUUCUGUCAACUAGUUUGCCAUUACGUUAGCUUAAAUUAAUCUACUUACCUGAGAUGAACUUGUGAUAAGACUAUGUAUGGUGAUGUUUGACAUACUGACACUUGUCUGAUCCUAGUGAUCCCUAAUGUUGAAAUAGUGCAUUUUUAUUUAUUUUCUGUCAACUAGUUUGCCAUUACGUUAGCUUAAAUUAAUCUACUUACCUGAGAUGAACUUGUGAUAAGACUAUGUAUGGUGAUGUUUGACAUACUGACACUUGUCUGAUCCUAGUGAUCCCUAAUGUUGAAAUAGUGCAUUUUUAUUUAUUUUCUGUCAACUAGUUUGCCAUUAUGUUAGCUUAAAUUAAUCGACUUACCUGAAUUGAAAAAAUAAAUUAUUUAAAUUA